This is a messenger RNA of Salvelinus namaycush (lake trout), 6394 nucleotides long. RefSeq names its product FERM domain-containing protein 4A-like. The transcript is spliced from 24 exons. Gene Ontology annotation, biological process: establishment of epithelial cell polarity. Gene Ontology annotation, cellular component: bicellular tight junction; cytoskeleton; adherens junction. Lineage: Eukaryota; Metazoa; Chordata; Actinopteri; Salmoniformes; Salmonidae. The record is from RefSeq and is a predicted model, not a curated record. The coding region runs from base 276 to 3509 and encodes 1077 amino acids.
CACACCGUGUGCUAGAGAGGCAGAGUGGAGCGUAUGCAGAGGAGAAUGGGCAGGUCUCUGAGUCCGAGGGAGAGAGAGGCAGAGAGAUACACACUCUCCUCUCACCAAGAAUAACAGAAGAGAGAGAGAGUGAGGGAAGGAGGGAAGACAGGACUGGGACGACUCACACACUCUGUCUCACAGACAGACGCUAGCUCGCGUGAGCUGCUUCCAGGCUGGACGGGAAUAGACGGUCUCCCUCUACACACACAGACACACACACUGAGGGUCGUGCCAUGGUGGUCCAGGAGGCUGUAACCCCGGGUAGGGCCCGCAGACUCAUGCUCAAACUACCCGUGGGAACAUUACGACGGAACAGUGGAGAGAGGAUGACAGAGGGGAGGCGAUGUCAGGUCCAUCUCCUGGACGACAGGAAGCUGGAGCUCCUCGUACAGCCCAAGUUGAUGGCCAAGGACCUGUUAGAUCUGGUGGCCUCCCACUUCAACCUGAAGGAGAAGGAAUACUUUGGGAUCUCCUACACAGACGAAACGGGUCAUUUCAGCUGGCUGCAGUUGGACCGGAGGGUUCUAGAACACGAGUUCCCCAAGAAGUCUGGACCCAUCGUCCUAUACUUCUGUGUCAGGUUUUACAUAGAGAGUAUUUCCUACCUGAAGGACAAUGCUACUAUCGAACUCUUCUUCCUCAAUGCUAAGUCCUGCAUAUACAAGGAGCUCAUUGAGGUGGACAGUGAGGUGGUCUUUGAGCUGGCCUCCUAUAUCCUACAGGAGGCUAAAGGUGACUUCAUCAGUAAUGACGUGACAAGGUCAGACCUGAAGAAGCUUCCAGCUUUGCCGACUCAGGCCCUGAAGGAACACCCAUCUCUGGCCUACUGUGAGGACCGGGUGAUAGAACACUACAAGAAGCUCAAUGGACAGUCCAGAGGGCAGGCCAUAGUCAAUUAUAUGAGCAUCGCUGAGUCGCUACCUACAUAUGGAGUACAUUACUACACUGUUAAGGAUAAGCAGGGAAUUCCGUGGUGGCUGGGACUGAGUUAUAAAGGAAUCUUCCAGUAUGACUACCAAGACAAGGUCAAACCCAGGAAGGUGUUCCAAUGGCGUCAGCUGGAGAACCUCUACUUCAGAGAGAAGAAGUUCUCAGUGGAAGUUCACGACCCCAGGAGUAGGGCGUCGGUGACCAGAAGGACGUUUGGCCACAGUGGUAUAGCUGUCCACACCUGGUACGCCUGCCCUGCUCUCAUUAAGUCUAUCUGGGCCAUGGCCAUCAGCCAACACCAGUUCUACCUGGACCGCAAGCAGAGCAAGUCUAAGAUCCAUGCGGCUCGUAGUCUCAGUGAGAUAGCCAUCGACCUGACAGAGACUGGCACUCUGAAGACAUCUAAACUGGCCAACAUGGGCAGCAAGGGCAAGAUCAUCAGUGGCAGCUCUGGCAGUCUGCUCUCCUCAGGUUCCCAGGAGUCGGACAGUUCUCAGACAGCUAAGAAAGACAUGCUGGCAGCCCUGAGGGCCAGACAGGAGGCUCUGGAGGAGACUCUCAAACAAAGAUUAGAGGACCUCAAGAACAUCUGUAUCAGAGAGGCGGAAUUGACAGGGAAGCUGCCUAAGGAGUAUCCAUUGGAUCCAGGGGAGGAGCCUCCGACGGUCAGAAGGAAGAUUGGCACUGCCUUCAAACUGGACGAACACAAGAUCCAGCCGAAAGGAGAGGAGGAGGAGCUAGAGCGUCUAGAAAGGGAGUUUGCCAUCCAAUCCCAGAUCACGGAGGCUGCGAGGCGUCUGGCCAGCGAUCCGCACGUGAGCAGUAAGAAGCUGAAAAAACAGAGGAAGACGUCGUACCUGAAUGCGCUGAAGAAACUCCAGGAGAUAGAGAACGCCAUCAACGAACACCGUGUCCGCUCUGGGAAGAAACCCACGCAACGCGCUUCGCUUAUCAUAGAGGAGGCCAACAUCGGCUCAGAGGACAGCUCUCUGUCUGACGCUCUGGUCCUAGACGACGAUGACCCCCAGAUGACAGGGACCCCCACCUUCUCUCCGGCAGCGUCUCCCCAUAAGGGCCUCCCUCCCCGGCCUCCCUCCCACAGCCGGCCCCCUCCCCCCCAGUCUCUAGAUGGCCUCAGCCACCUGCACUACUCCCACUCCGAAUACGACAAGUCCCCCAUCAAACCCAAGAUGUGGAGCGAGUCCUCGCUGGACGAACCCUAUGAGAGGGUCAAGAAACGCUCUUCACACUCCAAUCACAGGCGGUUACCCGGCUCUGGUAGUUGUGCGGAGGCAGGAGGCAGUAACUCUCUGCAGAGUAGCCCCAUCAGGAGUGUUCCUCACUGGAGCCCCCAGUCCAGCAUGCCCUCCACCCCCGACCUGAGGACCAGGACACCUCACUACGUACACUCCACCAGGUCUGUGGACAUCAGUCCCACCCAUCUUCACAGUCUGGUUCAGCACUUUAGGAACCGCAGCUCCAGCCUGGAAUCUCAGGGCAAGCUGCUGGCCUCUGACCCCGACACACACACUCACACACACACCCUGGGAGCCCCGGGCAGCCCAGACAUCUUCCUGGCCCCGGGGACUCGCAGCUCCAAUGGCUCUGACCCGCUGGACGACUGUUCGUCCUGUACCUCCCAGAGCAGCUCAGAACACUACUAUCCUGGGGUAGCUCCAGGCUCCAACCCAAACUACUCCACCCUAGGAGAGGACUCCCCUUCCAAAGCCAGGCAGAGACAGAGACAGAGACAGAGGCACAGGUCUGCAGGUCACCUUGGUUCCUCUAACUCUGGCUCCAUGCCCAACCUUGCAGCCAAGAACGGUUCAGGGUGCGGUGGUACGGGGGGGGCAGGGACUGGGUCAGGGCAGCACGGGGUGUACCUCCACAGCCAGAGCCAGCCCUCGUCCCAGUACCGGAUUAAAGAGUACCCCCUGUACGUAGAGGGCAGCCCCAACCCGGUGGUGGUGCGCAGCCUGGAGAGUGACCAGGAGGGCCACUACAGCGUCAAGGCCCAGUUCAAAACAUCCAGCUCCUACACAGCCGGGGGCCUCUACAAGGAGACCUGGGGGGGCGAGGAGGGGGGAGAGGGGAGCAGCAGACUCACCCCGUCCCGCUCCCAGAUCGUACGGACUCCCUCACUGGGUCGAGAGGGGGGAGGAGGGGGGAGGGCGGUGGUGACAGAUGAGUUGAGGUGUUGGUACCAGCGCUCUACGGGCAGUGUAAAGGAGAGGAGUCACUCCGGCUCCAACACGUCGGACAGCGGCUCGCUGCAAGGCACACUGGGACUCGGACGAGGGAGCAGGGUGGGGACGCUCGCCAAGGGAUCACCAGCGUCCCCUCACAGCCCGAGGAGUGGGACUCCCUCUAGUGAACAGGCCGCAACACCCACGCCCCCCUGCAGCCCACAACACAUCCUCAACUGGCAGAGCGGGUCAUUCAAUGAUAGUUGUUUUCUCAGCAGUCCUCUGUGUUCAGAGCUGGCAGAUGUCCAGUGGUACGGACACGACAAGGCCAAACCUGGAACCCUGGUCUGACCUACUGACCACCACCCAACACCUACUGACCCUCAACACUGACCCUUACUGCCUCCACCAACCUCUCCUCUAGCCCUGACUAGACUGGCCUCAUCAUGGACAGGAAACCCUCCAUCCCUCCCUUUGUCCAUCUUUCCCUUUAUCAUUUGAUGUGCAUAUCAAGCUUGGUUGAGCUGGGGUUUAUAGGAAGGACAUACCCAACUGGGCAGGACUAUUGCUGUGGAACAGCCAAACAGAGCCGCUGAAUGAUCGUGAACUCUGACCUUUAAUCCCUGACCCUGCUUCAGUCUGAGCCCCAGGGAGACCAGGAGUGGGAAAGGGGGGAGGUGGGGGGGAAAGAGCACACACACAACCUCCUGCCCAGACUACACGACCCUCAGGCCCUGACUUAUAUCUACCCCUGACCCCAGUGUGUUGCCAGUCAAUCAGAGGAUACCUGCAAGAUGAAAUGUGUUUUGGCUCAAAUUCUGGGCCUGUGUGUGUACGCUGGAUCUGCUAGGUUAAUUUAAUUGUUGAAGUCUUUGUUUAUUUCUCUGUAUCGUUUUGUACAAAAAAAUGAAAAUAUUGCUUGGGAGAGACUCAAUUACUUUUUCACCCUUUAGGAAAAUUGCAGAGCAGAUUAUUGGAGAAUUCUAGAUCAUCUGAAAGACAAAAGACAAACGUACAAACAUUCCCAACAAUUAUAAUCCCAAUCCCAACUAUCUAUCCCACAACCAAAGAUCCACCUGACUGACCAAUGGCACCAGUCCCAUGGACACACUGGGAACACUGGUUUAUCAUACUGGAAGUUACACCCCACAUACUGGGAGUUCUCAGAGGAACUGAAAGACUGGUCAAUUCUACUGGGAUCCUGCUGGGAGUUCUGAGCACAUCUAUUGGGAUGUCAGUCAUCUGAAUUGGGAGUGUACAACAGCCAGCCAGACUGAUCGACUAGUCUCUGGUACUGGGACGAUCCACACUGCUACUGAGCAGUGAGCUCCUAGACUUGGAUGUUUUGCCACUAUGCUGGGGCACUGUGCUCAGCUGUACUGGGAGAUUAUGGGCGGACUGGGGGCCCUGCACAGCCAGACCCCAGACAGACAGGGACAGACUGGGGGCCCUGCACAGCCAGACCAGAGACAGACAGGGACGGAAUGGGGGCCCUACACAGCCAGACCAGAGACAGACAGGGACAGACUGGGGGCCACAGACACUUCUUCAGGGUUUGGGUCCUGGAGAGCCAGAAUAUGCUAGGAAUCUCUUGCUUAAAGCUAAUGUCUUGAGUUUGGGUGAAACUGUAGCUAUGUGUGUAGUAGUUUUGGGUUGAAUUGGAAUUAAGACCACAUGUAGUUUUGUGGGUUUAUAUCCAAACAUAUCUACAGGCUUUCGGUGGUCUAUUUCAUCUGGCUCCUCCCCUUCAUUUGACUUUCUGGUGAGAGGUGAACGCUGAUUGGAUGUUUAGGGCUGUGUGGAGCUGUCAAUCAAACAGUUGUAGCGAAGGGCACACACCUCCCUCACUGUCGAGCUGUGCAUAUGAUGAGAUUGGUGAGAUACUAAACACUUCUCCAUGCGUUGUGACAUCAUAUACCUGACUGUCUGUGCAGUCCUGUGUUAAAAACGGGAUGCAACCCAUGUUUAAGGACCAGUCUGUCUGUGUGACGUCAAUCUGUCAGUCUGUCUGUCUGUCCAACCCCAAGAUUGGUCAUUGUCUCAGACACCAGUGUAUUAUAUUUGUGGGUUCAUAUUUAGAUAAAGCAUGAGACCUGUAAACUCCAGAGGGUCCUCAUUUGUACAGGUCAUUAUCUCAGGCUAUACUCUCUCUGCCUAAUAUCUAUCAACCGGUCAGAACACACACACAUCUUGUGUGUGGACUCACUCACACACAUUAUUUUCUCAGUGGUGCCAUCUAUGUCUGUACUCUAACCCAGCACUGAAGACCAGGGGCGCUACUUUCACUGGGGGGGACACGGGGGGGACACAUUCUGAAAUUCCAUUUGUCACAGUUUUAUCAUUGGAAUGUGAUACAAAACUAGGCAAGGGUGUGCUUUAGGACCAUGCGGACGCCUUCGAGCGGUCGGGUAGACUGUUUGGAAUGUUAAUAAUAAUAAUAAUAUGUCCCCCCCACUUCUUAAACCAAAGUCGCGCCCCUGCUGAAAACAGCCGCUCACUAAAACUACAAACCAUAUAACUACAAAUCCCACAGGGCCCAGUUCCUAGUCUAGCAGAGGAAGUGUCUGCUGUAUAGAGAAAGUGUCUGCUGUAUAGAGAUCCUGCUUCCCAGAGCCAAAUGAACAGCAGGAAGAGGUUUAUACACCAAUCAGAGAGAUGUUAAGUAUUCAAUCUAAGUUUUGAUACCAGAGCUCAACAUACACAGUUAAACACAAUAUAUGAAAACUAUGGGCUCCCGAGUGGCGCGGCGGUCUAAGACACUGCAUCUCAGUGCAAGAGGUGUCGCUACAGUCCCUGGUUUGAAUCCAGGCUGUAUCACAUCCGGCCAUGAUUGGGAGUUCCAUAGGGUGGUGCACAAUUGGCCCGGGGUAGGCCGUCAUUGUAAAUAAGAAUUUCUUCUUAACUGACUUGCCUAGUUGUUUUAUAUAUAAACUAUAGGCCUAUAAUAUACAGAACCAGUUUUCAUCUAGUUCUCCUUCUGACUUUUUGAUACAUAUAAGGGGAUUAAGAACAUCUGCAUAACAACACAUUCAUGGUGUAAGAGUAAAUCCAGACUUAAUAUAAAAAACACACACACAUCUAGUAUCGAAAUAAUGUCAUACCAGAAUCAAACAGGGUGUUUAUAUUAUUGUGCUUCUAUUACUACACUGAACAAAAAUAUAAAUACAACAUGUAAAGUGUUGGUUCCUUGUUUCAUGAGCUGAAAUAAAAGAUCCCAGAAAUGUUCCAUAUGCACA